Messenger RNA from Anisakis simplex (herring worm), 951 nucleotides. The record is from the annotation of a GenBank genome assembly. NCBI's taxonomy places the organism in Eukaryota, Metazoa, Nematoda, Chromadorea, Rhabditida, Anisakidae.
AUGCGUCUGAGACUGAAGAUUUGGUCAAUUGUUGAUUGGCCAACUUGGAACCCAGCUUUUUUCUCUGGUUCGUGUAUCUCGAAUUGGGCGCAGCCGAUCGAUGACGACGCGCUCGAGACUGGCAACUUGUCGGCGAAUGGACCAAUGAUUGGAAAUAGACCGGAAGCAGCGCAAAUAACCGCAGCAACUGAGAGCAUCUUGAACAAAACCAUCCCUCUGAUUAAUGGUAGAGCUAGACUGAGUAUAUCUGUAACAAUCGGACCAUCGUACAGUUUCGAAAUAACCGAAUUCACAACGUCUACGAGCACAACGCCCACAACAACAACGGGUACGACCACAACGGGUGCGAUCACAACAGGUGCGACCACAACAGACAAAACUGGUGCGACCACAACGGGUACGAGCCAAGGGCACGGACGCACGAAGAUAGUACGUGCGGACACAAACCCUCUGAACGGUGGUAAUCGACUCGCACUCAUUACACACGUAAAACCUGGAUCAUCAUAUAGCUUCGAUACAACCAACGUUAAGUAUUCGAAAGCAAACGAGCAAAUUCACCUAAAUGUGACGAUGUGCAAUGGUAAUGAGGCAGAUGCAGUAACUGUGAAUAGGUCGAAUACCGAUACGUAUGAAGUAUCUGCAGAAACAAUAAAGCGGAUGAUCGAGACGUUCAACUGUUCAGUUAAAAGUCGAGUGAAACGUAACAAUGAAAACGGCAACUAUAGUAUGACUUUAAUCAUUUAUGUAGAUAAAAACGAUACGUCUAAUAAUAUCACUAUAGUUGGUUAUUCUAUUUAUCCUCCAUCAACAACAACUCCUCCUUCACCAGCACCCACACAUACGACACAUACUUCAUCACCGCUCACUUCUCCUUCACCAGCACCCACACAUACACCUACGCAUACGUUCACGGCUGCAUCCACAACGCCCCCAGCGAGUUCAAUCGGUACC